This is a messenger RNA of Physella acuta, 902 nucleotides long. Its product is annotated as phospholipase A and acyltransferase 3-like. Gene Ontology annotation, biological process: N-acylphosphatidylethanolamine metabolic process. The record is from RefSeq and is a predicted model, not a curated record. Gene Ontology annotation, cellular component: cytoplasm. NCBI's taxonomy places the organism in Eukaryota, Metazoa, Mollusca, Gastropoda, Physidae. Gene Ontology annotation, molecular function: A2-type glycerophospholipase activity; glycerophospholipid phospholipase A1 activity.
GGCUAGUCAAGCGAUAAGGCAUAUCGGAUUUUUGCUAAGUGAAGUUCGGACCAAAAGUGGUGAGUCACAAUCAAUAAAUCGACACCUAGCUGCAUAAGGCACGCCCAAACGUGUUUAGAGGGCGUUCAAACUGUGAGUGAGCACUGAUUUCUUGAUCAGGCACAAGCAACUAUAUUUUUAAAGCUACAGUGUGCCCAAGUUAAAACAGAAUGUCUAACAGAAGAGAAAACCAAGCUCUAAUGGACAAGUUACGUCCAGGAGAUAUUGUCAAAUUUAGGCGAGAUGCUAUGUAUUGUCAUUUUGCUUUAUAUAUAGGUAACGGGAGAGUGAUUCACCUGACUUCCUCCAACCCCGCCACCUUUAACAGCAGCAGUAAAGGUGCCCUGUCGGCUGCCGGCCUGCCAGUGGACAUUGGCAACGUGUCUGAGGACGAUUUCUUUGAAGUGGCAGCAGACAGCAAAGCGGAACUAGCUAAUUGGGAUGAAAAGUCCCCCUAUAGCGAGGCAGAGAUUGUGAAAAGAGCUAAAGCCAAAAUCGGCCCCGCUAAAUACAGUAUAGAAACGUACAACUGCGAGCAUUUUGUCAACGAGAUCAAGUACGGAAAGCCUGUCAGCAAACAGGUGGAUUCUGCUAAGCAAGUGGGGAAGUUCGCGGCAUUUACUGCAGCGGUCAGUGCAAGCCUCUAUUUGGUGAAUAAUCAGAAGGGCAAGGGGAAAGAAAAGGAAGCAAGCAAUAAAUAAAAACCGUUUGAUGUAUAACGGGUAACUUAUUACCUUUGGUAAAAUUUUGUCAUACGGACAUUACAAGUAAUACCAUAGAUUUUCCUAUCUAGAUGUAGCUAUUUAUCUGGACACAUAUAGAAUACUCAUUUAUUGGUUUCAUUUCUAAUCAAAUACAGUUUU